Messenger RNA from Centrocercus urophasianus (Greater sage-grouse), 4461 nucleotides. It is a transcript of the gene RBSN, whose product is annotated as rabenosyn, RAB effector. Bases 18 to 2354 code for a protein of 778 amino acids. The transcript has 11 exons. The record is from RefSeq and is a predicted model, not a curated record. NCBI's taxonomy places the organism in Eukaryota, Metazoa, Chordata, Aves, Galliformes, Phasianidae. Gene Ontology annotation, molecular function: metal ion binding.
GCUGAGCUCGCGGCGCCAUGGCGUCCGGCUGCGCGCCGCCGUUCGGGGACGCGGCGGAGAUGCGGGAGGGCUUCUUGUGCCCGCUGUGCCUGAAGGACUUGCAGGCGUUCCAGCAGCUGCGGGCGCACUACGAGGAGGAGCACUUGGGCGAGGACAGAGACGUCAGAGGCCAGCUCCGAAGUCUUGUCCAGAAGGCCAAGAGAGCAAAGAAGAAAUUGCUGAAACGAGAAGGAGAUGACAGAACUGAUUCUGGAUCUCAGGAACGAUAUGAGUCAUUCAGCUAUGGUGGCAUAGAUCCAUACAUGUGGGAGCCCCAAGAGCUAGGUGCUAUGAGAAGCCAUCUUUCCAAUUUCAAGAAAUACCGAGCAGCCAGGAUUGAUCACUAUGUGGUUGAAGUCAAUAAGUUGUUGAUCAGGUUAGAAAAGCUUACAUCCUUUGACAGAGCAAACACCGAGUCAGCUAAAAUAAGAGCUAUAGAGAAGUCUGUUGUGCCUUGGGUCAAUGACCAGGACGUUCCGUUCUGCCCAGACUGUGGCAAUAAGUUCAGCAUGCGAAACAGGCGUCACCACUGCCGGCUGUGCGGGUCUAUAAUGUGCAAGAGGUGCAUGGAACUUAUCAGUCUUCCCUUGGCAAGCAAACUCACCAGUGCCAGUAAAGAGGCCUUGAGUUCUCACACUAGCCCCAACGCCUCACCUAACAGCGUGCACGGCUCCCGCCGAGGCAGCAUUAGCAGUAUAAGCAGUGUGAGCUCUGUUCUGGAUGAGAAGGAUGAUGACCAAAUCCGUUGCUGUCAGCACUGCAAAGAUACUCUGCUGAAAAGAGAACAACAGAUUGAUGAGAAAGAAUACACUCCAGAGAUUGUGAAACUCUAUGAGAAACUCCGACUCUGCAUGGAGAAGGUUGACCAGAAGGCACCAGAAUACGUAAGGAUGGCAGAAUCUCUGAAUGCUGGGGAGACAACCUACAGUCUGGAACAUGCGAAUGACUUGAGGGUGGAGAUUCAAAAAGUGUACGAACUUAUAGAUGCCCUGAGUAAGAAGAUUCUGAGUCUAGGCUUGCACGAAGAGCCCCAGCCUCAUCCUAAAACACUACAGCUUCAGAGAAUGAUAAGAUACUCGGCUACUCUUUUUGUUCAGGAAAAACUGUUUGGCCUAAUGUCCCUGCCAACCAAAGAUCAAUAUGACGAGCUGAAGAAGAGAAGACUGCAUAUGGCAGCUCUUGAAACGCACAGAAAACAAGACGAGAAGCAGAAAGACUUGACUUACAGAUCUGCAAGUGCAGUUAAUGGUGAUGCAACUCUCCUUAGAAAUGUAACAGUCAAGAAAUCUGAAGGCUGGCUACCUACAUCUAGCGCAGCUCGACAGAGUGAGGUAGCAGACCCACUUCUUCAGCAGAUUGACAACAUCACAUCCUUUAUUAAGCAAGCAAAAGCAGCUGAUCGACUGGAUGAAGUCAGGAUGUUGCAAGAAAACCUGAGGCAACUUCAGGAUGAGUAUGAUCAACAGCAAACUCUAAAAGCUAUUGAGCUUUCUAAAAAACAGGCAGAAGAGGAAGAGAAACAGAGGGAAGAACUUCAGUUCCUUUGUGAAAAAGAGUGGGAAAGAGAACACCACAAAUUCACUUCUCAGCAUUCAAGGACAGGCUCCCUAGAUUUCAGAGAAGGCAAGCAACAUCAGUAUGAAGCUGCGAAAGAGAAUCAGAACUUGUUUGCACAUGGAUUGGGUUUGGAUGUUAAUCAAGUGAAAGGGAAUCGAAGUUUUGAAACUACUGCUGUUCAGCAUCUGCCAGCUAAAGAGUACUUAAUCUUUCCAGUCAGACAUCAGAAUAUUCCACAGAGUGACAAAGACCAAAAUCAGGCAGCCGGUCUAAACCCCUUUGAAGAUGAAGCAGAUACCCCUCUGUCAGAGGAAGAUCCCACUAACCCAUUUGCCAAAGAUGUAUCUCAACCGAUUUCUUUCUUUAACACAGCUCUGCAAAGUGAUAAAAAAGAAUAUAAUCCAUUUGAAAAUGAGGAGGAAGGUGAGCAAACUAGUUCACCUAGAGCAUCUGCCAGUACUUUAAAUCCCUUCGAAGAGGAUGAAAAUCCAUUUCAAAAGUCUGGGAACAAUUGGAAUUCUGGAAAUCCAUUUGAAGAAGGAUCUUCUACCAAUCCCUUUGAAGUGGAGGAUGUCAGUGAGAUCUUAAGAGAGGAGGCUAUAGAGGAGGAACUGCUUCUCCAGCAGAUAGAUAAUAUAAAAGCCUACAUAUUUGAUGCCAAGCAUAGUGGACGAAUGGAUGAGGUGGAGCUACUGACAGAGAACUUGAAAGAACUGAAGUACACGUUAGCAAAACAAAAGGAGAAAUCCAAGUGUUGAAGCAGUAAUCGCCUUGUAAUAGUUAUCUCAAGUUCACUGUUAAGAGAUGGAAGAUGAAGCAGUUAUAAACAGCGCUACAGAUUGCAAGGAAUGGGGAGAAUGUUGUAUUUUAUUUAAUACACGUUCAUUUAUGUAUUCCCAAUGUUACUCAGCCUAGAAGAAAGAAGAUAAGAGGAAUGCUGCUGGUCUUGAACUAAGACACACAUGCUAAGAAAACAUACUAAGAAAAACUUACAAUAACUUGUUACAACCAUCUUAAUACUAAUUUGUCUUACAGUGUGCUUAUUUUGGUCAAAAGGGUUGAGCAGUAAUAGGGAACUGUCACUUUGAAGUGGUUUCAGGGUUGGCUGAGCUGGCUUUUCAAGUGGAGCUUUGACUGGAGAGACAAAAGUGUUUGUAAGAUUUCUGCAUCUUCUGAGAAUGGCACAGUGUAAGUUACAGGCCAGUCUAAUUGUCCUAAGAGAGUUGCAAGAAAGUGCUGUUGAAAGGCUUCUGUUAUUCUUUGAGAUGCAGGAUACAGGUCAAUUUUGUGCAAUAAUACAUAAAAUGGAUUUAAAAACUAUUAGAGACUUCACUGAUCUUAAUAUGAGUAACUUUUAAAAUGUGUUUAUAAGAACUCCUAGGUAGAACUGAGGUGCCACCUCGUCGUUACUUUUAGUUUCCCAGUUGCUCUAGGCACAAACUGCAGUGUAACAGAGGGCCACACUGGCUUCAGAGCUGCGUGUGUGGGAAUGAAUAUGUAGAUGAGUAUACUUUCAGAACAUCAGGCUAGCAUCAUUUCAAGCUGUAGUAUUAAGGGUGACCUUGAAAUUCCUAAUUAUAUUCAGGAACGUGCACAUUCCUUUAUAUUCUCUGUGUUACAGAAUGAUCAUAUUUGUCUUAUCUGAGACUUGAAUCCUCUGUAACGUUUGAAGAACAGAAAUCCUGUUUGCAAUGGAGAGCUAAACUGCCACUGAACUGGAAUUCUGUGAAAGCUGGGCUGUGAUUGUGCCAAAUAUAAGUUCCUAUUUUAUACUUGAUUCUCAUCAGAAGUUACAAGAAUCAGGUAUGUGUGUCUUCAGUAAGCAGGUCCAGAUGGGAAUCUUAGUGUGGACCUCUGCCCACGGCAGUGACUACGUGAAGGCCAGCUCCUGUGGUGCAGGAGGGCUUCUGAAGAUUGGUAUUGUAAAAUCUAGGAUUGUUCAAUGUUAAGUCAGCAUGUAUUUUGCUAAGGACAGUCUGAGCUGCAUUCCCCCUCCCCCCUCCUUUGAGAUGCAGAUGCCCAUCUUCAGACAUUAGCGUUUGAAAAGGUGGUUGGGAGGAGUAAUUAAAAAAGGUGCAUUUAAUUAAAGCUGAAGUGGAGGAUAUCGGGCUGAUCAUACUCUCACACUAAUAGUACUGGACUUAACUGAGAAGGACAAAGUUUUGUGGAGUGGGACAUCUCUUAACUAUGUCUCCAGUAACAUAUGAAUAACAUAGCUGUAUCUGGGACACUAAUUAGUAUUUCAGAAACACAAAUAAUUGUGCUAUUUAAACAGUAGGAACUCUAGAUUUGUUUUCUUUUAAAUAUGUUGGAGGUAUGUACUUCUGUUUAAACAAAACCAACAAACGUACCCUCAGUACCACUGAUAACCGAUCAGAAUAACUCAGUGCAGCAGGACAGUUGUUCUUACUGCAGCCUAAAUCUGAAGUUGAAAGGUGUGCAGAAUGGGUCGUCUGAAGAACUUCAGUUUUUUAUGCCAGUACGUUUUGUUAUUGCUGAGUGAAGUGCUGCUGUGUGCAAAAUGGGCCAACCGUCUGUGCAGCAGAAUUCUGAAAGGUUGUAAACUAGAAUUCUGUGCUCUGGCAUUAGAUUUACAAAGGCAGCAAAAAUUAUCGAUAGCUAAAGUUUAUCCCGAGAAUUGUUCAUUUAAAAAUAAAUAGUACAAGUUAUUCAAGGCAGACUAGUUUGCUAUUCAAGGAGUGCUCCCUGCAUUAUAACCCAAAACUCCUUUUGAUAUCGAGAUGAAAAGAAUAUUUCAGUGGCUUCAGCUCUCCCAUUUAAGAGUGUUUUCCUUGUUGUAACUGUCCUGCACUAUUUGUAUGUUCAGCCUAAUUACACUAAUAAAGUAUCAUUCUGUACAUGUAA